UCACUGCCUUAUUUUCUGCCGAUUGCCCAGGGUUGCAGAGGGGGAGACGAAAGCAGAUGUGAGCGGGGCUGCAUCAGGGACAAUCCAGCUGUGAACUAAGUAGAAACCUGCGAUUUCAUUAAUAGUAUGUGGCAACCCGCGACAGAGCGAUUGCAGCACUUCCAGACAAUGCUGAAGACCAAGCUCAACGUGCUUACUUUGAAGAAGGAGACGUUGCCAACGGUGAUAUUCCAUGAGCCGGAGGCUAUUGAAUUGCGCUCCACUACACCACUGAUGAAGACUCGGACUCACGUGGGCUAUAAGGUGACAUACCUUGGAAAAGUAACCAUCACAGGGACACAAUUUCUGUCAGGGUGCACCGAGUCUGCUGUCAUUGGCUUGUGGGAGCGCAGGGCACUGGUUCAAGAUGAUGUUCUCAAUGCCAAUGCUAUUCUGGAGAUUCGGCCAUUCCAGGUGAGACUACACCACUUGGAUAGCCAUGGUGAGGCGACUGUAGCCAUGGACACCUACCAGGUAGCACGAAUUGCUUAUUGCACAGCUGACCACAACGUUAACCCCAACAUUUUUGCCUGGAUCUACCGUGAGAUCAACGACGACCUCACCUUCCAGAUGGACUGCCAUGCAGUAGAGUGUGAGGGGAAGCUAGAGGCCAAGAAGCUAGCACAUGCUAUGAUGGAGGCCUUCCGCAAGACCUUCCAGAGCAUGCGGAGCGAUGGGCGCAUUCACAAGAGCAGCUCCUCUGACGAAUUCCCAGAAGACUUCACACCUGAGGAUGGCUGAACUGGGAUACCACAGACAAUGCAUGGGAAUUGGAGUUCUUUCUGGACCCACACAGAACCGACACAGAAUAACAGCACCCAGCCGAAACUGAACAAUAAUACAUAACGAAUACCGAAAAAUAAUGCACAUCCACAAAGACCAAUACUAUAAAGUGAUAAAAGAACAACAAUUUGCAGCUCAGAAAGGUAACGAAUCAUCCCAAAAGAAUCAUUACCAUUCAGCUCAAAAAAACCUUUAUAGUAGAAAAUAAUAAAGAAUAAAAUCAUCUAUGACACUUUUUUGUGGUUUAUUACGCAUCUUAAGGUAUGCGUGAUCUAACUCCUUUAGAUUUAUUAAAAGACCUCAAUUGACGUAAGGUAUCUUUGACAAAAAUGGGUCAUAUUUCCUAAAGUCCAACACUCUAUUACAUCUCUCCCUCUUUUCCGUGACUAUAAAUAGUACAGAGUAUAUGCGAUAUUCUGUCGGUUUAUUGGUGUGAAUUUCAGUAACAUUUCUCCUGAAUUUUCCCCUGUGCAGGCUAUCAGCAGCUUAGAAAAGAGAUUCUGAAGCAGGUAAUCUUUACUUGCUUCUGAUUUCUUGUGAGAUAAACCAAAAGUUAACACAAUCUCGGCUGGAUCCUAUCUAUGUAUUAUGUCAUUCGAUUCACAUUGGGCUGGCUCCUAGCACCCUACUCCAACUAUCUGCAGCUCCAGAUGCAAUAACCUGUCUUCACAGAGCACUGUUCAAGAACCCAGUGACAGACACACUGACACAUAACAUUUGACAGUGUUAUCCAGAUAUUGUGAAAACAUGACAUAUUGUUUGCAAUGGCUUGGCUCAAAAAUAAAGUAAAAACACAGAUGUUCCAGGAUGGAGAAAUAGCCAUGCUAUGUGCUCUGAUGCUUUGGAAUUUUAUGUGGAGAGCAAUUAUUCUUUAGACUACAUUACUGUUUUAAUCGAUGUAAAAAUGUGGAAGCCAACCAUCCAAGUGGUGGGCCACAGGUUAAGGGAAAGGCCUGCUUCUGGCAGAAACCUAUAGGACAUGAAAUCACUUGAGCCAGUUUUCUGCAGGACGCAUGACUGUCAUCAUUUGUGCUGCCAGCUCAGUACACCAGCUAGAUUUCUUCUUGAACCUGGUUUUUGGUUUUAUGUAUUUUAAUAGUUUAAAAUGGGAAAUGUAUAGUUAGAAGAAAGCUGCCUCAUGGAUACGGACGCUUUUUGUUAUAAUGCAGACUGUCCCCAACUUAGACUCUAUGUGACUUAGAACGACUUGCACAUUGUUUUUAAAAUUAAGUAAGUUCAUGUGGCUCAGUGGGCUAAGCCUGUGUCCUUAUAACCAUAAAGCUGCCAGUUUGAACGCAGUCUCUGGGUCUUUGAGCAAGGUCCUUAACCUCCGGCUCUUUGGGCAUUGCAGCAGGUGGCUGCCCUUCGUGGCCAGCUUGCUCUACAAAAUGCAAAUUGGGGGAGGCGUAAAGACAAUUUCCCUAUGAGGAUCAAUAAUGUAUCAGUUAUUAUUAUAUAAAAUACAUUUCAGAAAUACAUUUCAGACGGCUGUACGCCGGUAGUGCUAGGUUACCUAGUGAGCAUGGCCUGCCCUAUGAUAGUUGCUAAUAGUUGACCCUCCAAGCUUUAUACGCAUCUCCCAGUUUCAUUCUGGCACCUGAAAGUCAGUAAAAUGAUCCUAUCCUGAUCCUAUAUGACUUUUCUGUCGGGAUGGAACCCAGUCGUAAGUCGGGGACAGUCUGCAUUUUACAGUUGUGUCUUUGGCACUAUUUUGUCCGAAUUGAACACCAUAUAGGAAUGGGAACAUUUGUAUGUUGAUGUAAUUUAAAAAAAAAAAAACUCUGUGUACCCAUAUUCUGUGAAUGAAUUUGAACAAAGGAGGUCCUGGUCAGUAUAUAUUUCUAAAGUUCUUUGCUAAGCUAAUGUAAAUAGAAAUAUUAAUGUGUGUUUCAAAAUAUUACAGCAUAAAUGUUUAUAGUUAUUUUAAAUGAAGAAGAAACAGUGUUUAAUACCCAACUGUGAAUAUUUAGAAAAUCCUGUAGUGCUGGAUGUUUAAGCCAUGUGAAAUCAUAGCUGUACGUGGGAGUGAAGGUGUACAGAAGUGUUUAUGAAAUAAUGGAUAACUGUGUUCCGUUUUCAGUGCCUGGAUUAGCUUUAAAUGAUUCAUUGUGUCACCUUAUGUGUUUUAUAUGCAGUAUUUGCAAAGAUAAAAAAAAACAAUUUAUAAAGUUCAGUCAUGAUU
Messenger RNA from Brienomyrus brachyistius, 3004 nucleotides. It is a transcript of the gene pid1, whose product is annotated as phosphotyrosine interaction domain containing 1. Gene Ontology annotation, cellular component: cytoplasm. The coding region runs from base 127 to 780 and encodes 217 amino acids. Gene Ontology annotation, biological process: negative regulation of insulin receptor signaling pathway; negative regulation of D-glucose import across plasma membrane; regulation of mitochondrial membrane potential. Lineage: Eukaryota; Metazoa; Chordata; Actinopteri; Osteoglossiformes; Mormyridae. The transcript has 3 exons. The record is from RefSeq and is a predicted model, not a curated record.